Molecule: messenger RNA, 1109 nt
Organism: Branchiostoma floridae (Florida lancelet)
Lineage: Eukaryota; Metazoa; Chordata; Leptocardii; Amphioxiformes; Branchiostomatidae
Exons: 3
Coding region: 135-1109 (324 amino acids)
Biological process (GO): positive regulation of transcription of Notch receptor target
Molecular function (GO): transcription coactivator activity
Source: RefSeq, a predicted model, not a curated record
UCUAGAACAUCAUUUACAUUGUUGUGGCGUCGCUGUGGAACAGCAACCAAACACAACAAAUAGCUUAAGGUGCCGUACGUGUAUCCCAAGCGUCUCGUUGUGUAAAGCGAAAUUUCCCGUUCCCAUUUGACAAAAUGGGUGUUUUCGACAAGGUCGCAUCAGCGUACCUGACAGUAGUGGGUGCCCUGUCAGUGCUCAGGCCUAGCGGUAAGUGGUGGACAAGCGAUUCUAAAAUCAGCGUUAUCGUCCACGAGGGGAAGGUUGGGCGACACAGCCAGGGAAAAUACCUAGUUACCGUUCGCCACCGUAAGGAGAAGCAGCAAACCAAGAAGCGAAAAUCAGACGGUCUCACCUGGGAGCACGCUGUCCAGUUCUCCCACUGGAGCCCAACAGACCCGCUGGUACUGAAGCUGCGGAAGGCGAAGCGUUGCAAAGACGCGACCAUCGCAAAGCUCUCCAUCGAUGUGGCAGCCGUACUGGAGUCAGCGGACGGCUUACCAAACAAGUGGUGGUGUGCAAUGGAGAGACUUGACAAGGGUGGUCAUCAGAAGGAAGACGUUUUCCUUCAAAUCACGGUUACAGUUGACGGUCGGGAGGUGAAAAGUGGUGCUACGCCAGACCCUGCUGCGGAGACUGCUACGACAGCAGCACAAGAGAAGCCACAGACUACGCCGGAGCUGAAGGUCAACUCACCGCCGUCCGCAUCAACAACAGGCCCGGCGGCCAGCCAACCAGCUACGGUAUCAACCUCAGGCGCAUCCAGUGACAAGCCGACUGCCAAGAUUGCAGACGAGCCGAGCCAUGAGCGCCGUUCCUCAGUAUCACAGGAAGGAGAGACGGGAAUGUCAGACAGGAGCUGCCACGCGAAAACCUCAUCACUUUCCGCAGCUGGUGACUUCACUGACGGCAAGCCCGUGUCUUCAAUCUCACCGUCGUCCAGCACACCUGCCCCACUCGACAAGACCGGUACAGGUGGCCAUGGAGAGGGUGAUGCCAAGGUGGGCUCAGAGCGUCUCUCCCACGACAAAGAAGUGGAGGUUCCACAGACUGUACCAGAUGCAGCAGAUGGUCCCACUGGUGACAUUCAAGGUAAAUAUAAGACUAUGUGA